CUGCGCAUGCGCAGUGGAGCAAUGGCGGCCUCUGCCCGUGAAUCCAUUCUCCUUUUUUCGUGGGGAGCUAACAGUUAUGGUCAGCUUGGAAUAGGAAAUACUAUAGACCAAAGCUCUCCUGUAUUUUUAGAAAACCCAAUUCAAAAAUGGCAGCAGAUCACAGGGGGAGGGGCUCACACUCUCCUACUAACUAGUAAUGGGGACCUUUAUUCGUGCGGUUGGAACAAAGAGGAACAAUUAGGACAUCAAUUGUUACAGAAAGACAAGUCAUUAAAUAUUCCGAAACAUAUUCCAGACCUACCUAAAAUUCUUAAAGUUGCUUGUGGAUGGAGUCAUAAUCUAGCGAUUGAUGAACAUGGUAGACUUAUUUCUUGGGGCUCAAAUAAGUACGGGCAGUUAGGAGGAGCACAAGAAUCAGGAAACACUUCAUUGUACAUAAUACUAGACAAAGCUGCAUUUAACAGUGAGCCUGUGAUUGAUAUAGGAGCUGGAUUAAGACAUUCUGCUGCUAUUAAUGGUACUGGAAGUCUCUUUACUUGGGGAGAUGGCAAGAAAGGACAAUUAGGACACCCUGACCUUACAACUAUUAAGAAACCAACACAAGUUUCAUCAAUGGCUGGCAUGAUAUGUGAAGGAGUAUCACUUGGAUCUCAUUUCACUGCAGUUAGAACAGUCGAAGGUGAUGUGUAUUGUUUUGGUGAUAAUCGUCACGGACAAUGCGGAGCUCCUCCUCCCAACAAUGCCGUGGGUGAUGCCUCUAAACUAGUCCUACUUCCAAAUAAGGUCGAUAGAUUACCACCCGUGUCUGAAAUUCACUGCGGAUGGAGUCAUUGCCUUGCUGUUACUAAAGGAGAAGACAAGAGGAGAAAAAUGAUAUAUUCUUGGGGUAGAGGUGACUAUGGACAAUUAGGUAUUGGUAAUACUAUUGAUCAGUAUCAGCCACAAGAGAUAUCAUCAUUGCAUGGAGUACAGCAAGUUUGUUGCGGUUCAGAGCAUAAUUUAGCCAUUAAUGGAGAUGGAGAAUUAUUUUCAUGGGGCUGGAAUGAGCAUGGCAGUUGUGGCAAUGCUGAUACUAGUAAUAGACUGACACCUGGUUUAGUAUUGCUACCAAAGUCACAUGACUUAGAAAAAUCGACUUCAGAAUCUCCUACUCUAAAUGUUAUCAUUGGUAGUGGAGCUGGUUGUUCUUUCAUUUCAACAAUAACAAAUACUUAAAUUAUUAGUGAGUGAAUGAUGGAAUUUGUGUGUACAAAAGAUAAAGAGAGAGAAAAGGAAUGAAUCAAAACUAAAAGAGCAAUUAUAAGGAAGGAAGAAAGAAAUAAAGAACAAUUGAAAAAAGGAACACUACUCUACAUAAAAUUAUGAUAAUAAUUAUAAUAAAGGAA
Messenger RNA from Amphimedon queenslandica, 1385 nucleotides. Its product is annotated as secretion-regulating guanine nucleotide exchange factor-like. The transcript is spliced from 11 exons. The record is from RefSeq and is a predicted model, not a curated record. Bases 7 to 1215 code for a protein of 402 amino acids. Lineage: Eukaryota; Metazoa; Porifera; Demospongiae; Haplosclerida; Niphatidae.